This is a messenger RNA of Xiphias gladius (swordfish), 5105 nucleotides long. It is a transcript of the gene trappc9, whose product is annotated as trafficking protein particle complex subunit 9. Gene Ontology annotation, cellular component: trans-Golgi network. The record is from RefSeq and is a predicted model, not a curated record. The transcript is spliced from 23 exons. NCBI's taxonomy places the organism in Eukaryota, Metazoa, Chordata, Actinopteri, Istiophoriformes, Xiphiidae. The coding region runs from base 306 to 3755 and encodes 1149 amino acids.
CUGUUUCCGUGACGUCCGACCGCCGCAAGACUCUCGCCGGCCGCCGCGUCAGGCUGACACUGCCUGGUGUUUACGUUUAGCACGGGCGGCAGCGUGUGCUGCUUUGCUUUGCGGCAAAGGUAACGUUGCAUCUCGUCGUAAACACAACGCUUUUUUUAGACCGCCGGGGAGCCGCCACGGGUCCGGGUCUCCGUCCCGCACGUAUCAGAGACUCCACGCAGCACUUUUCUCAUUCAAACGUCAGACGCUGUUAUUUCGGAGUACACGUCACACACUGAGCGCAGACACGGCAGCCACAUGUAAAGAUGAGCGUCCCAGACUACAUGCAAUGUGCCGAGGACCACCAGACUGUGCUUGUGGUGGUCCAGCCGGUCGGCAUAGUACCCGAGGACCAGUUCUUCAAGAUCUACAAACGCAUCGCCAGCGUGAGCCAGGUGAGCAUCAGGGACUCGCAGCGCCUCCUCUACAUCCGCUACCGCCACCACUACCUGCCUGAAAACAACGAAUGGGGAGAUUUCCAGACGCACCGCAAGGUGGUGGGCCUGAUCGCUAUCACCAGCUGCGGCUCAGCUAAGGAGUGGCCCCAGACCGCUGAGCGCUUCCACGGCCAAAAGGAAGUGUACAGCUCCACGCUGUAUGAUUCGCGGUUGUUGGUGUUUGGGCUGCAGGGCGACAUUGCCGAGCAGCAGCGCACCGAUGUGGCCUUCUACCCCAGCUUUGAAGACUGCUCAGAUGUGGAGAAGAGAGUGGAAGACUUUGUGGAGUCGAUAUUUAUCGUUCUGGAGUCCAAGCGGCUUGACCGGGCCACAGACAAGUCUGGUGACAAGAUCCCUCUGCUCUGUGUGCCCUUUGAAAAAAAGGACUUUGUGGGUUUGGACACAGAUAGCAGGCAUUAUAAGAAGCGUUGCCAGGGACGGAUGAGGAAGCAUGUUGGGGACUUGUGUCUCCAGGCAAGCAUGCUGCAGGACGCCCUGGUCCAUUACCACAUGGCCGUGGAGCUGCUCAGAGGGGUUAAUGACUUCCUCUGGCUGGGUGCUGCAUUGGAGGGUUUGUGUUCCGCCUCUGUUAUAUUCCACUACCCUGGGGGCACAGCGGGGAAGACGGUAGGACGCAAGCCAAGUAUCUCCCAGCCAGCAGAUGCAGGGAAACGCCACAGACCAGGGGCUCAAGAGGUUCUCAUUGACCCAGGUGCCCUCACAGCCAACGGCAUUAGUGCUGAUACCAGCACUGAGAUUGGACGAGCAAAGAACUGCCUGAGUCCUGAGGACAUUAUCGAGAAAUACAAAGAGGCCAUCUCCUACUAUGGCAAGUAUAAGAAUGCAGGCGUGAUCGAGCUGGAGGCCUGCGUGAAAGCGGUCAGGGUGCUUGCCAUUCAGAAGAGGGCCAGGGAGGCUUCAGAGUUCCUGCAGAAUGCUGUUUACAUCAACCUGGGACAGCUAUCAGAGGAGGAGAAGAUCCAGCGCUACAGCAUCCUGUCCGAGCUCUAUGAACUGAUUGGCUUUCAUCGCAAGUCAGCGUUUUUCAAGCGUGUUGCAGCUAUGCAGUGUGUGGCUCCCACCAUCCCCGAGCCCGGCUGGAGGGCCUGCUACAAGCUGCUGCUGGAGACAUUGCCUGGAUACAGCCUGUCACUUGAUCCCAAGGAUUUCAGCAAAGGUACGCACAAAGGUUGGGCUGCUGUACAGAUGCGCCUCCUGCAUGAACUGGUGUACGCCUCGCGGCGCAUGGGUAACCCUGGUCUGUCUGUGCGCCACCUGUCCUUCCUGCUGCAGACCAUGCUGGACUUCCUGUCUGAUCAAGAGAAAAAAGAAGUGACCCAGAGUCUAGAGAACUACACCUCCAAGUGUCCCGGUGGAAUGGAGGUCAUCACCCUUCCUGAUGGCCUGAAGCUCCCUCCGGUGCCUUUUACCAAGCUUCCCAUAGUCCGAUCCGUGAAGCUCCUCAAUUUGCCUGUCAGUCUGCGCCCCCACAAAGUGAAAGUCCUGCUGGGACAGAAUAUGUCCACUGCCAGCCCCUUCAUCUACUCGCCAAUCAUCAUGCACAACAGAGGAGAGGAGCGCUGUAAGAAGAUAGACUUCCAGUGGGUCCAAGGAGAUGUUUGUGAAGUGCAGCUCAUGGUCUACAACCCCAUGCCUUACGAACUUCGAGUAGAGAACAUGGGUUUGCUGACCUCUGGAGUGGAGUUUGAAUCUCUGCCUGCUGCACUGUCCCUGCCCGCGGAGUCUGGACUGUACCCUGUCACUCUGGUUGGCGUCCCACGUACAGCUGGCAACAUCACUGUCAACGGUUACCACACGUCAGUGUUUGGUGUGACCAGUGAUUGCCUGCUGGAGGGCCUGCCUGGUGUGAAGACUAGUGGCUGCUUGGUGGAGGUCGUUCCCUCGCUUCCUCGCCUCCAGCUCAGCACAUCACUACCACGGUCAGCGCACACGCCUCAGCCCAUGUCCAAAGAAGAACUGUCCAGCACUGUGUCUGUCCAGCUUUUCAAUGGAGAGACCCAGCAGCUGACCAUCACCUUGGAGAACAUUGGGUCUGAGGACAUUGAGACUCUGGAGCUCACCUCUAAGAUUGUCAGCACCAAAGAGAAGGUGUUUGGGGAGUUUCUGAGCUGGGAGCUGGAGGAGCCUUUGUCUCACCUGCCUCUAAAGCCUGGCCAGGCUUUGACACUGACUGUCAAUAUCAAAGUCAAGCUGGACUUCUCUGGUCAGGAGAACCUGCUGCAGGACCUCAAUGAUGAUGGGAUCAGUGUGACAGGCCUGCCAAUCUCCAGUCCGCUGCGCCAAGUCCUCAAACCCAGGCCCGAGACCAAGCCUGUCAGCAGUGAGUCUGGCAAAGCGGAGUACAGCCCUAUUAAGACUUUGGAAGCAGUGCUGAACUUCAAGUACUCUGGGGGAGCAGGCAAAGUGGAGGGCUACUAUAGGGAACUGUCUCUGGGAGUCCAUGUUGAUGUGGAGCCUUCUGUGUUCUUUACCAGAGUCAGCACCCUCCCUGCUACCAGCACCCGCCAGUGUUAUCUGCUACUCGACAUCUUCAACCCAACAGAGCAUGAGCUCACCGUCAGCGCCAAGAACAACCAGGACCUGGUUCUCCAUGCCAGCGAGUGCCAGAGAAUGGCUAUCCAGGUUGACAAGUUUGACUUUGAGAGUCUGCCACAGCUGGACCAGGAGACAGCUCGCUUCACUAACCCAAAACAGCUGGAGGAGGAGCGACAACAUGCCCAGGGCUGCCAGAUUAACAGCAAGCUGGGCAUCUGUUGGAGCAUCCCCUCCCUGCGGCGCUGUGGAGAGGCCAGCGUGGAGGGAGUCCUCAACCAGCUGGUCCUGGAGCACCUACAGCUUGCUCCUUUGCAGUGGGAUGUGCUUGUGAAUGGGAAACCAUGUGACUGCGAUGUCAUUGCCGACUGUAAAGUGGGCAACGCUGUGACCCUGGAGGUAAAACUGACCAAUAUGAGCAAGAACUCGGUGGGACCCCUGGCUCUGACUGUGGUGCCCUAUCAGGACUACCAGAACGGAGUCCAAAACUACGAUCUGGAGGAAGCUGUUACCUUCAUCGGCUCCAACACCUUCUACAUCGACGCGGUUAAACCUAAAGAAAGUGCUGUCUGUGUGGGUGCUCUGCUCUUCCUCUACACUGGAGAUUUCUACCUUAAUAUCAAGUUCCAGGAUGACAGUGCUGGACGAGAGCUUCCCUUAGCUUGGUUCACUCUGCCCAGUGUCCACAUUAAAGCUCUGGACACUCCGCUACAGGCCGGGGCCUAGGUUCCGAGGGACCACAACAUCAUAGAUCUGAGUGAAGGAGGGAGGGUUUUGUUGUCGAUGUCUGUAAAUACAAUGGCCUUAUGAGUUGAAUCACUUGUAAAUAUCAUUUUGUUAAACGUUACAGCAUGUGUACAGUAGAGAGCAAGGGGAUUUCAAAUCUUAUCUUAAGAACAUUUGAAUUUUCUGUUUACAGGUUACACACAGUUUACAGGUGUGGUCAGAAAGACCCUAAAGCAAAUUUUACAUAAUGUGUGAUUGUAUAGAAAAUCAAUGGAAAGAUGAACAACUGUCCCCAGGCUUUAUGACUCAUAAGCUUCAUAAACGUACAGAGACGAGAGGAAAAAGGAGAGAGACUGAAGGCAAAAUGACAGACCUGGAGUUCCUGGCGAGUUCUGAUAUUUAAAGUCUGAGCUGAACAUGAACUGACACAGACACACUUCCGCACACUAUUGCUUCAAAUAAAAACAGACUGCAAAAACGGUUCAGAAGUCAAAUGUGCAGAGGUAAUGCGAGGCAAAUUUUGCUUCACUGUCCUGUCUGAACAUCUGAAGUGCUCGGUAUCACCAGCAUGUGUAUCAAAAAUCAGUUCAUUUCAGAGGAAUCACAACAGUGGACUCACUUGGGGAGACAGGUAAUUUUUCCCCGUCCUUUUGCGUUGAUUGUCGUUUUGAUACACAAGUUUGCAACUCUGACCAAUAGCAAACCAUGCUGGCAAAUGCUGAUCUUUGAGGGAACGGAGCCAGUGAGUCCGUAAUGGAGUAAGUUAUCUUAUCAGCUGCAUUGCACCAUCCAUUUUUGGAUGUAAUUGGCGACCAAGCCAGUUAGCAUAUUUACUGGUAGCUAGCAAGCUAGCUUGGCAAGCUAGUUUGUUAGCUACCAAGUCACUAAGCUUCCAGUAGCACCUUUUUUCACGAGGAUGCAAAUGAAUUUGGCUGCGUGACUUUGUGGUGCAGCCAGGCGCUUAACACCAUUGUCACACUUUUUCUUCUCCUUGCUUUUUGAAUUACAGAGCCAUUGAUUCAGUUGAUUUUUUUAUAUCACAAUAAUAUAUAUAUAAUAUUGGUGGAGAGAGAAUUAGAAGAAGAUGUUAGCAUAAGUGGGCUAAAGACCUCAGAGUUGGUAUUGUUGGCUGAGAUGAUCUUAACAAGAACAAGGGGAAUGUGAUCAGCCAUAAUCUGCGUGUAGCCAGUCAUGUACUGUACUGAUAUAAAUUCAAUUAUUUGGACCGCUGUUUGGGCAUUUUCUUUUGCCUAUGUGCCACCACACUGGAAUACUUAUGAAUCUGACUAUCUUAAAUUUGCGCCUCAUUAUGUCUUACAUAUAAUUGUUGUCAAUAAAUGUUAAAAAGAA